UUAUGUAAAUUAAUUGAAGUAUUGAAUACUACAAUAUUGAUGGAUCGAAAAUACUCUAUAAUUUAUAUAAAAAGAAUAAUAUCUAGCGUAGUGAUUAUUAAAUUGUUUCAACAUUCCUGUAGCCCUAUUACGUAUUGCAUUAGUGAUAACAAUGUAUCUGUUUGAAUUGUAAUUAAAAAGGAAGCGAGUUCCGAUAGUGUGUGAGCAAUAAAUUUUUAUACGGUUUAGUGUUCGAUAAGUAAACAAAGCAAUGGGCUGAAUAAAAUGUUCAAUAUCAAACGGGCGAAACCCGUUACAUCCAAAACUGAGUCAUUAAGGAAAUAUUCUAGGAAAGAAUUACCACAAAGAUGUUUAUAAACUCAUUUGUAAUGGACUUACUGUGGAUGUAUGACGUGCGAAGUGUUGUUAUACUUUGAAAUGGCAUACGAGAAAGGGUUUGCAGUUCUGUUUGCUAAUGGAAGUGAAAUAUUUAACUUAUCGGACUCUGAGUUGGGUUCAGUGCAGUUGUUUAAGGAUUACCCAGAUGGACUUUUGCGGUUCACGGCUGCUUGUUCCUUGGUCUUCAUGAUUAUUGGGAUACCCGGCAACCUCAUUACUAUCAUCGCUCUGGCACGAUAUGAGAAGGUACGCAACGCAACCGCAAUAUUCAUUAUGAACCUAUCGUGCUCAGAUCUGCUGUUCUGCUGUUUCAAUUUACCCCUGGCCAUUUCUACCUUCCUCAAUCGGUCUUGGGUACACGGCAUCAUAUUCUGCAAGCUGUAUCCCAUGAUGAGAUAUGGUCUCGUAGCCGCCUCCCUGUUUACCGUCCUGGCUAUUACAAUCAAUAGAUAUGUAAUGAUCGCACAUCCCAGACUAUACCCAAAGAUGUAUAAAACACGGAACAUAGGUCUUAUGCUGGUGGUAAUAUGGAUCGCAGCUUUCAGCGUUUUAAUACCGACAGCUUUCGAUAAAUGGGGCCGAUUCGGACUGGACGUAAAAAUCGGCUCCUGUUCCAUUAUUGAUGACAAGAACGGCCAAUCGCCAAAGAAGCCCCUGUUUUUAACUGCCUUCAUACUUCCUUGUGUUGCGAUAAUCAUUUGCUACACUCGUAUUUACUUCAUAGUUCGGAAAACGUCUAAAAAAUCUAAAGGUGUGGUGCCGUACAAGGGAGAACAACAACCGUCGUGCGUUGAAUCAUCGUCCGUUGAUUCGUCGGAAUCAAUUUCAGUUAGAGUUUCUGGUCCCGAAGUGAGCAGUAGCGAUAAUAUGGAAAGCUAUUCUGAACAAAGUAAAAAUGGAGCCGCUCAAAAGGCGGCAACAUUUCAGAUCCAAAGUAGAGAUGACAUUAAAAGACCUGAGAACAGACUUCGUAGAACAGCUCUAAGAAAGUCUAUGGCGAUGCUAAAACUGACUCUCCCGACACGAAAGGAUAGAAGACUCGGAACUAUGAUAAUGGCCAUAAUGGUGACGUUCUGCGUGUGCCAUCUACCGAUAACAAUAACUAAGACGUUACGAGACAUGAAUCCUAUACCGGCGUCAACGUUAUCAUCCUACAUUCUAUUGUAUUUAUCUUCCUGUAUGAACCCAGUGAUUUACGUGGUAAUGUCAAACGAAUACAGGAAAGCUUACAAAAAUCUUUUAAGAUGUAGGCGGAGGUCAUGAUAUUUUUCAAAUUAAUUUAGGAACUACAUUUCGUGAAGUAUAUAAUAGCGCUUGAAUGAAUACUCAGUAUCUAUAAUUUAGUUUUAAAGUUUCUCUGUUGCAUGUUAGAGGAAAAUAUGAUUGUAAAUAGUAAAAACUCUAGAUAUUAUUUAAUAGGUUAUUUGUCUCUUGAAAUAAGUAAGUAUAACAUAAGUAAUUGUGUAUAUUACAUAAUUACGCCGGAUGUAUAGUUGUAAGUAGAUUGAAUGUAUAAACGGGCCCAAGGAGUAAUAAAACUUGACAUUCCGUACUGUAUAAUUUUGUAUCAGCCAUAUAAAAGGAGUUGUACGAACAACAAAAAUUCUGUAUACGAAUAGGUAUUAUAAUAUUAUCAGAUAAUUGGCAAUAACGUAUGCAUAUUUGUAAAUAAUAUAAGUAUCGAAUGGAAACUAUUACUUGCUCGACGAACGAGAAUAACUCACUAAAUAAUAUAAUAUUGUUAUGAUGUUACUAUAAACAUUUUAGACGUGGAAUUGU
Colias croceus (clouded yellow) is the source of this 2157-nucleotide messenger RNA. RefSeq names its product G-protein coupled receptor moody-like. Gene Ontology annotation, cellular component: membrane. The record is from RefSeq and is a predicted model, not a curated record. NCBI's taxonomy places the organism in Eukaryota, Metazoa, Arthropoda, Insecta, Lepidoptera, Pieridae. Bases 388 to 1641 code for a protein of 417 amino acids. The transcript is spliced from 3 exons. Gene Ontology annotation, molecular function: G protein-coupled receptor activity. Gene Ontology annotation, biological process: G protein-coupled receptor signaling pathway.